AUGUUCCAUCCCACCCUCAAGCAUAUCUUGUCGGCAUCUGGAGCAUCUGCCCUCAAAGUUCAUUCUACAGCAGAUCCUGAUUUCCCUUUGGUCCAAAGCAUUGAGGAUGCCCACAAAAUCGGAUGCCACCAUGUUGUCACGUCUAGAAACGGUUUGAAUGCCGCAAGCAUUGGGUUUGAAGGAGAAAUCAAAAUCUGGGCCCAGCAAAAUGGGUCAUGGUCUGAGAUCACCCAACUAUCACAUGCCUUACGGCAGUCAGACGCUUGGGCGAUCGUUCUGUCAGACGAUGCCAAAUACCUCGCUGGGACGACACAUGAUGGCCACAUCAAGGUUUGGGAUCUCACUAGCAACGGAGAACAGUUUAGGGAUUAUGAAACCAAAGGGACCUUCGGCUCGUGCAUUGAUAUGUCUAGUGAUGGAAAGUACAUAGCAAGUGGCCAUGAAAGCGGAAGCAUCUAUAUAUUUAGUAACGAAACUGGUCGUAUGCCGUUUUCAUUAUCCGGACUUGUGAAACCAGUGCGUGCAGUUGCAUUCUCUCCUGGCGGAAAGCUGCUGGCAGCAGCAGGAGAUUCUAGAGUAAUUGCGCUCUAUGACACAGAGUCUGGCGAGCAAGUUGCCCAACUCUCCGGACACUCAGCAUGGGUAUUGUCUCUGGACUGGAGCCAUACUGGCGAGUACCUUCUAAGUGGAAGCUCCUUCGAUGGGAAAGUGAAAGUAUGGUCUAUUGAGCGAAGAGCUUGCGUUGCAACUCAUUCAGAGUCAGAAAAGGCCGUGUGGAGUGUGAAAUGGUUACCAAAAGUAGGAAAGACCGAAGGAUUUGCGACCGCCGGCGCCCAUCGCAGUGUAUGGUUCUACCGAGAAGCGACUGGAGGUUAG
Talaromyces proteolyticus is the source of this 876-nucleotide messenger RNA. RefSeq names its product putative meiotic recombination protein Ski8/Rec14. The coding region runs from base 1 to 876 and encodes 291 amino acids. Lineage: Eukaryota; Fungi; Ascomycota; Eurotiomycetes; Eurotiales; Trichocomaceae. The transcript has 6 exons. Gene Ontology annotation, molecular function: protein binding. Gene Ontology annotation, cellular component: Cdc73/Paf1 complex. The record is from RefSeq and is a predicted model, not a curated record.